Camelina sativa (false flax) is the source of this 2853-nucleotide messenger RNA. RefSeq names its product disease resistance protein RLM3. Gene Ontology annotation, molecular function: ADP binding. The record is from RefSeq and is a predicted model, not a curated record. Gene Ontology annotation, biological process: defense response; signal transduction. NCBI's taxonomy places the organism in Eukaryota, Viridiplantae, Streptophyta, Magnoliopsida, Brassicales, Brassicaceae.
AAAAUAAAGCUUAUCUUCCUGAAAUGAAUUGAUUUUUUUUUUGUUUUUGGGUGGUGUUGAUGAACCGUUGACGUAUAGAGGAAUAGGAUGUGGCCUUGUUUUCUAUAGGACGUGGCCCUAAUCGCUAUAGGAUGUGGCCCUAAUUGCUAUAGGAUGAGAAAUCUUUGCUCAACUUGGCUUUUGAGUGGAUCCAACCUUGAUGUCGUCUUCAUCUUUUCCAUAUCUGUGUAUAAACUUCAGAAUGCUUUCCCUUUUGGAAAUGUGUUUUUCUUUCUAUAGCUAUCCAUGAAGUCUUCUUCUUCUUCUUCUUCUUCUCGUUGCUGGAGAUACGAUGUUUUCCCCAACUUCAGAGGGGAAGAUGUCCGCCAUUCAUUAGUCAGCCAUCUUCGUAAGGAACUCGAUCGCAAGUUAAUCAAAACAUUCAACGACAACAGGAUCGAAAGAAGCCGCGAUAUCAACCCGGAGCUUUUAAAGGCGAUAGCAGAAUCGAGGAUUGCGAUCGUCGUCUUCUCUGAGAACUAUGCUUCUUCCAAGUGGUGCUUAGAUGAGUUGGUGAAGAUCCGAGAGUGCCGUGAGGAGUUUGAUCAAAUGGUGAUUCCUAUUUUCUACAAAGUAGAUGCUUCUCAUGUUAGAAAACAGACGGGAGAGUUCGGCAAGGUCUUUGGAGAGACCUGCAUCGGCAGAACAGAAAAUGAGAUACGAAAAUGGACAAGAGCUCUAGUAGAGGUAGCAAAUCUUGCCGGAGAAGAUCUUCGGAACUGGCGUAGCGAAGCAGAAAUGGUUCAAAACAUUGCCAACGAUGUUUCAAACAAACUUAUUACCCCAUCAGAUAAUUUUAGAGACUUCGUUGGGAUUGAAGCUCAUAUAGAGACAUUGAUAUCAAUGUUGCGGUUCAACUCCAAGGAAGCGAGAAUGAUAGGGAUUUGUGGACCUCCCGAAAGUGGUAAGACUACCAUAGGAAGAGCUCUAUACAUCAAACUCAUUAGCCAGUUCGAGGAUCGGGCCCGGGCUUUCGUAGCAUAUAGGAGAACAUUGGGGAGCGACUAUGACCAGAAGUUGUGUUGGGAAAAACAAUUUUUAUCAGAAAUUCUUUGUCAAAAGAAUAUAAAGAAGAUAGAGCAAUGUGGUGCGGUGGAACAACGACUAAAGAACAAGAAAGUUCUUAUAGUUCUUGAUGAUGUUGAUGAACUUGAGCUACUAAAAACGUUGGUAGGACGAAUCAGGUGGUUUGGAUCUGAGAGCAGAAUUGUUGUGAUUACUCAGAAAAGGGAACUUCUCAGGGCUCACAAGAUUCAACAAGUUUAUGAAGUGGAAUUCCCAUCAGAUGAACUGGCUCUUCAAAUAUUUUGUCGAUAUGCUUUCGAGAAAAACUCUCCACCUCAUGGUUUCAGCAACCUCGCAGCUGAAGCGGCAAAGCUUGCGGGUAAUCGUCCAAAAGCUCUCAAGCACUUCGGUUCGUCUUUUCGAAGGAUAUUGGACAAGGAAGAGUGGGUGAAGAUGCUAUCGGAGUUUCGUAAUGAGAGCAACCUAAAAAUCAGAUAUGAUGGGUUAGAUGGCAAAGAUCAAGAUUACAUUGCGUGUUUAACCAAUGGUUCAAAUUCCCAGCCUCAAAGAAAUUACAUGGACGCAAGCUCAAGUGUUUCUCAAGUGAAAGCAGAGUGGAUCCACUUAGCACUAGGCGUGUCUAUGUUACUUAACAUCCGCAGUGACGGAACAAGAGAUCUCAAACAUUUGAGCUACAAUCGAAGUGUGGCCCAACAAGUAGAAGCAUGGUGGUCGGAGAAUUGUGCAAGAGUGUGCAAGAAGUACAAUAUUUUAUGUGGCAUUGAUAGAUCAACUGGUGGUGGUGGUGGUAAUUUUGAGGAAAGAAAUAAAGUUUGCUAUGUUGGGUUAGACCCCAACGGCAAGGAUCAAGCUAUGCAUGCAGGUUUAAUGUAUGGGGAAUCUUCGAAUUCCCAAUUUCAAGGAAACAUGGACGCAAGCCUCAGAAGAUACAAAACCAGUAAUGAAUUCUCAAAAGAUAUACAAAGCUCGAAAGCUUCUCAAGUGGGGGAGGAAAAGACCGAGUACUGUGAACCAGAUAUAAGGUAUGGACAAAGUUCAAAUUCAGAGCUUCAAAGAAACAUGGAAGCAAGCAAUAUGAGAAAUGAACCUGUGAGUGAGAUGCUUUUCAAAAAUUACGGUGCGCAUUUGCCCAAUGGUAUAACCGAUGGAAAAUGUUCAAAUCCCCAGUCUCGAAAAAAACUGGACGCAAGCCUCCGAAGAGACAAAAUUGUGCAUCACUGGAUUCGAAGGAGUAGUGACCUCUCGUUUGAUUUUCAGGGGCCAACAUCUAUAGUGAGUGCUUCUCAAGUGGAGGAGAAAAAGAUCGAGUGUGAAGAAGGCGUGUAUAUAACACUUGGCAUCCUCAGUGGCAGAAUUGUAGUUCUCAAACGUUUGGAGUUCAGCCGAAGAGUGGCUCAACAAGCAAAAGUUUGGUGGUGGGAAAAUUGGAUAAAUGUGUACGAGAAGUACAACAUAAGUGGCAUAGAUAAAUCAUUUGAUGGUAGAUUUAAUGGUUAAAAACAAGCUGAAGCUUAGCCUGGCCCUAGAAAGAGUCAGGACCGAGCUAGAUAUUGAAGCCUAAAAGGCUAAAACGCAGGUCUACUACUGGAAUUCUGGUCGCAUUACCCCGAAAUUGUCUAAAUCUGUUUAACUGAAUUUAGUGCAAGUCUUUUUACUGCAUGGCCUCAAGGCCCUCAAUACUAUUUAAAAUCGUUUGAUCACUUAUCAUUCGUUACAUUAUGAUUUGAUUAACUAUACUGUAAUAUGUUUACAUAGUGUAGAAAAACAUUAUGCGCGGGUAUUCACCUA